AUGAUGUUCCCCGGCCUCCUCGCGCCCCCCGCCGGGUACCCCAGCCUCCUGCGCCCCACGCCCACCUUAACGCUGCCCCAGUCCCUGCGGUCGGCAUUUUCCGGCCACUCGAGCUUCCUGGUGGAGGAUCUGAUCCGCAUCAGCAGACCCCCUGCCUACCUGCCCCGCAGCGCGCCCACGGCCAGCUUGUCACCCCCUAGGCAGGGGGCCCCGGCGGCUCUCACGGACACAGGGGCCUCGGACCUGGGCUCCCCCGGUCCCGGCAGCCGGCGGGGCGGAUCACCGCAGACCGCCGUCUCCCCUGCCAGCGAGCCCACGUUUCUGAAAUUUGGGGUGAAUGCCAUCCUCUCCUCAGCGCCCAGAACCGAAGCAUCUCCCGCCUUGCUCUCGAGCGUCCCUCCCAAGACCUUCGCUUUCCCCUACUUUGAAGGCUCCUUCCAGCCUUUCAUCAGAUCUUCGUAUUUCCCAGCGUCCUCAAGUGUCGUGCCUAUCCCGGGGACCUUCUCCUGGCCGCUGGCCGCCCGCGGCAAGCCUCGCCGGGGCAUGCUGCGUCGAGCCGUGUUCUCCGACGUGCAGCGCAAGGCGCUGGAGAAGAUGUUCCAGAAGCAGAAGUACAUCAGCAAGCCCGACCGCAAGAAGCUGGCGGCUAAAUUGGGCUUGAAAGACUCACAAGUGAAAAUCUGGUUCCAGAACCGACGCAUGAAGUGGAGGAACUCCAAGGAGCGCGAGCUCCUGUCUAGCGGGGGCUGCCGCGAGCAGACCCUUCCCACCAAACUCAAUCCGCACCCGGACCUCAGCGACGUGGGCCAGAAGGGCCCCGGGGAAAACGACGAGGAAGACGAGGGCCUGGGCAGCCCCCGCCACCGCCUGGCUUAUCAUGCAUCCCCCAACCCUCGGCACCCGCGGGAUUCGCGGCUCGAAGGGGCUUCGCCCGCGCAUUCGAGCAGCCCCGGCAAACCUUCGGACUUCUCCGACUCCGAGGAGGAUGAGGAGGGCGAGGAGGAGGAGAUCACGGUGUCUUAGAAGCGCCCCCGGCGCCUGGGGUACUGUUUCUAAGUGCUUUGAAAUUGAAGAGGUGGG
This is a messenger RNA of Pteropus alecto (black flying fox), 1080 nucleotides long. It is a transcript of the gene DBX1, whose product is annotated as developing brain homeobox 1. Gene Ontology annotation, biological process: regulation of transcription by RNA polymerase II; cell differentiation in spinal cord. NCBI's taxonomy places the organism in Eukaryota, Metazoa, Chordata, Mammalia, Chiroptera, Pteropodidae. The coding region runs from base 1 to 1023 and encodes 340 amino acids. The transcript is spliced from 4 exons. The record is from RefSeq and is a predicted model, not a curated record. Gene Ontology annotation, molecular function: DNA-binding transcription factor activity, RNA polymerase II-specific; DNA binding.